AUGCUUUUAGGAACACCUUUUCUGGAGACGUCCUCGGCCGCAGAAUAUGCGUUGGCUCGACUGGACGACGUGAUGAAUAUGGUUCAACGUACAUCUAUCUGGCCACUCACUUUCGGUCUAGCUUGCUGUGCCAUUGAAAUGAUGCACUUUGCUGCUCCUCGUUAUGAUAUGGAUCGUUAUGGAGUGGUUUUUCGUGCCUCACCGAGACAGACUGACCUCAUUUUCGUUGCUGGAACGGUAACGAAUAAGAUGGCGCCAGCAUUGCGAAGAGUUUACGAUCAAAUGCCUGAAGCUAAGUGA
Messenger RNA from Cooperia oncophora, 300 nucleotides. The record is from the annotation of a GenBank genome assembly. Lineage: Eukaryota; Metazoa; Nematoda; Chromadorea; Rhabditida; Trichostrongylidae.